Morone saxatilis (striped sea-bass) is the source of this 1248-nucleotide messenger RNA. Its product is annotated as heat shock factor protein 2-like. The transcript has 2 exons. Gene Ontology annotation, molecular function: DNA-binding transcription factor activity; sequence-specific DNA binding. The record is from RefSeq and is a predicted model, not a curated record. Gene Ontology annotation, biological process: regulation of DNA-templated transcription. Lineage: Eukaryota; Metazoa; Chordata; Actinopteri; Moronidae. Bases 105 to 443 code for a protein of 112 amino acids.
AAUCCAUUAGCAUUUUCCUCAAAGCGACAUAGUUCAGCUUUUCUUACCUGCUACAAAACAGAGCGAACGCUGCGCAUUUUUAGUCAAAGUGUAUCCGUCGUUGAAUGUGCGAGAUGAAACACAACUCGAACGUCCCGGCUUUCCUCACUAAGCUGUGGACUCUGGUCGAGGAUGCAGACACCAAUGAGUUUAUUUGCUGGAGUCAGGAGGGCAAUAGCUUCCUGGUGUUGGACGAGCAGCGCUUUGCCAAGGAGAUCCUCCCCAAGUUCUUCAAGCACAACAACAUGGCCAGUUUCAUCAGGCAGCUCAAUAUGUGUAAGACAGCAUUCAUCACUUUGGCGGUUCGUUCCCCGGCUACUCUCGCUACAUGUCUGGUUUGGGCGGAUGUUCACCAGUUCAAGUCCCCACAGUAUGGGGGUGAAACUGGCACCUUAGUCAACUAAUCAGUUGUCCACUAUCAAAUUGAUCGCCAUAUAUUUUGACAAUCACUUAAUUGUUUAAAGUAAUUUUUUAAGAAAAAAAAUCUAUGAUUUUAGCUUUUCAAAUGUGAAUAUUUUCUGAUUUAUUUCAUCCUCUAUGACCGUAAACUGAAUAUCUUUGGGUUGUAGACAAAACAAGACAUUUGAAGACGUCACCUUGGGCUUUGGGAAACACAUUUUUCACCAUGACAUAUUAUAUUCUUUGCAUAACAAUAACUGUAGAAAACAGCUGAUAAACUAUACAAUGAACCCAAAUAGUGUACAUAAUAACAGCCGUUUGUGUAUAUUUGGAUGAAUUUUGAGCAGAAUAUUUCCUGUAAGCAUCAGAAAUGAGUUUUCCUUAUAUUUUUAGGAACCUUUAUACAUUUCUUUGUAUUAUGUAUCUUUUGAAUUUGUUAAUCAUACAUACAUAAUAUGCUUUUUUGGACAGGUUUUCUUCUCAUUAUUCCAUUAGCUCUUUGGUUGUUUAAUUUUUCUAAUGCAGGCUGAGGCUGUUUAUCAGAGAGUGAAGGCUCUGCGAACAUAGCUUGUGUUCAAGUCCUCACUGUGCCCCUUUCCUUUUUUAUAUCUUAAAUAAUAAUCUAAACAUUAAAAUUGACAAUUUCAUUUAGUUUUCUGAAAUAAAAGAAAUGCUGAGGUAAAGGCCUACUGUAUAUAUUUAAAAAAACAUAAAAGAAGAGUGAAGUUGUGACACAACCCAGUAAACAUAUACUGUUACAAUUAUUUUCUAAGCAAGGAUUACGAGCAGGUGAUUGUCCUAGUACUGACC